Diospyros lotus (date-plum) is the source of this 834-nucleotide messenger RNA. RefSeq lists its product as uncharacterized. NCBI's taxonomy places the organism in Eukaryota, Viridiplantae, Streptophyta, Magnoliopsida, Ericales, Ebenaceae. Gene Ontology annotation, molecular function: zinc ion binding; nucleic acid binding. The coding region runs from base 1 to 834 and encodes 277 amino acids. The record is from RefSeq and is a predicted model, not a curated record. The transcript has a single exon.
AUGGUAGGACCGCUACAGGCCCAGGCAUCACAUUCAGGUACUCCGAGAGUAGGGGACAGUUUUGGUGCCGCAUUACUUAAAGAUUUCAUGGCCCUACGUCCACCAGAGUUUAGUGGAGGCGCCGACACGACAGAGGCCGAGGAUUGGCUACUGGCUGUAGAGAAGCAUCUACGAUCUAUAGGCUGUGCAGAGGGCCAUAGAGUUCGAUUGGGAACCUUCCUGUUGCGAGGAGACGCCGAGCGAUGGUGGGAGACCACCAGACAGCGAUAUGGUGAUGGAGGCCUGACAUGGGCACAGUUUGUCGCGGCAUUCAAUGAGACUUAUAUACCGGCUUGGGUCAGAGAACAGAAGGUGUUCGAGUUUGUUGACUUACAGCAAGGAAACAAGACAGUCACACAGUACGAGACUGAUUUUGUGGCGUUAUCUCGUUAUGCUCUAGAGUUAGUGACCCCUGAGUCUCGUAGAGUCAGCAAGUUUCAGAGGGGGCUACGACCAGAGAUUCGUCACGCCAUGGCUGGUAUCGAGGCACCCGACUUUCCUACGGCUGUAAAGUGGGCCCACGCAGUGGAGCGGGACCGAUUGGAGGCACGAUCAGAUCAGUCAGUCAUGAAGGGCGCUGGGAGUAGCAGUAAGAAAAGGAAGUGGGAUGCGGGCAGUAAGAGUUUUGGGCUUCCACAGUGCCGGCAGUGCGGACAGAGACACCAGGCUCAGUGCCGGGAUGUUCGUCGGGACGUGUGUUAUCGCUGUGGUCAGCCGGGACAUUUGAAGAGGGACUGUCCACAAGGGCCCAGACCAGCUACACCGGCCCCACCAGCUACACCGGCCACCGGGUAG